Hypomesus transpacificus is the source of this 1425-nucleotide messenger RNA. Its product is annotated as inhibitory synaptic factor 2A-like. The record is from RefSeq and is a predicted model, not a curated record. Lineage: Eukaryota; Metazoa; Chordata; Actinopteri; Osmeriformes; Osmeridae. Bases 1 to 1425 code for a protein of 474 amino acids. The transcript has 3 exons. Gene Ontology annotation, cellular component: postsynaptic density. Gene Ontology annotation, biological process: inhibitory postsynaptic potential.
AUGGUGAGUAGGGAGGCCAGCAGCAAAAGCGUGGUUCUCUCCAACUCAGAGUCGGACUCGGACACAGGCCCUUCCCACGGUCCAGAGGAGGAGUCAGGCAGGCCCCAGGUGAAGAAGAGGAACAAGGCCCUCCAGGUCCGCUUUAAGGACAUCUGCGAGGCCCAGAAAGAGCAGCGAGCGGCAGGGAAGGGUUCCCGCUCCAUUUCCUGCAAGGUGACAUACAGGAAGUACAUGACCAUGCCUGCGCGGCGUUCCAUCCCCAACGUGACCAAGAGCACGGGCGUGCAGACCUCGCCGGACCUGACCAAACACUACCAAACGUUUCCCUUUGAGCGGAAGAAGGGCCACACGAUCAAACACACCGCCUUGGUGGAGAACCACAAAGGGCAGAACAAUGGGUUUCUGAGUGACAUUAAAGGGCCCGGGGAAGGGGAGGAGGGAGGGAGUUUGGCCGCGUCAUCCCGUUGUGGGGGGAAAAUUGUGGGGCAGACCAAAGCGCUUCUUCACCACACGGACAACAGCAGUGGGCCAGAGGAUCUGCUCUCUGGCGCUAACUGCAUUGACGGGCCGACCUGUCCGGACCCCUCACACAUCCCCGCUGGACCAGGGGGUGUUUCCAGAACCCCUGCUGAUCCCAAGGCGGACGCCGAGUACCAGGUCUGUGGCACCAGGACCAAACACAAAGGAUUAUCCAAAGACACACUGGACUUGAAAGACGGCACUUCCUCCAAACGCCAGCUGGUCAACUGUGAGGUUUCCUCUCAGGACACGAGGUCAAAGACCCUAGGUCCCGUGGCGUGGAACUCCUUAACCCGUGUGGAUUGUAUAGGGAGUCCGUCGGGGAGGUACAAACGCAAGAAGGCCACGCAGUUCAACGGACAGCACUCCCAAACGCUGCCCCACAGCGCUGGGUGCUCUUCUCAGGCUCCGCCUCAGGCCAGUGCAGGACAGGUAUCAUCCUCCAGCCAGCCUCAGCAGAGUGUGGGGGGUCGGGGCUGCCCCCCAGGGCAGCUGGGACCCUGCGGGCAGGUGGUGCCCUCCCCCGGGGAUGGAGAGAUUAAAGCACAGCUGCAGGCCAUGGAGACUUUGAUCAGCUCUAGCCAGGAGACCAUCAAGGUCUUACUGGGGGUCAUCCAGGAGCUGGAGAAGGGAGAAGCCCAGAGAGAAGGGCUGUCAUACAGGACAGGACAGGACACCGCCAACUGUGACACGUGUCGAAACAGUGCUUGCAUCAUCUAUAGUGUGGAGCUGGACUUUAAGCAGCAGGAGGAUAAACUGCAGCCGCUGAUGAAGAGACUGUGCCCAAUGGAUCACCCACAAUGCCCUGCUCUGCCUUACCCCCACGAGGUGUUCACCUCCACCCCAAAACGCAAGUCAAAGACUGAGUCCAAAAAGCAUGCCCGCUGGAAACUCUGGUUUCUUUAA